CUUAAAUGCCAUUUAAAUAUUCAUUUGAAAUUGGCCCUAAGUAAUUCACUAAGUAAUUCGUGAAUUACCCUGUUUCCAUGCCACACAUUAGUAAUUCGUUUGGCAGCUCUAGUUCUUGUUCUGCGCCAUUUAUUAUUAUUUUUGUGUACUGCAAAUAUCGAAGAUGGAGCUUAAAAUUAAGUUAUCAUCUACAAUUUUUAUUUAUAUAGCAAAGAUUUAUCUAAGUUGCACAAUUAUACACAUAGUAAAUCACAUUUUAAUUUAUCGGGAUAGUUGCAAAGCAAUAAGAAUUCUAUCGAUAAGCGUAAUCGUUUCUUGAUAGACUCUAGUUCUGACACAGCUGAUUUAAAUAAAUUGCGCAGCAGAGUGGUGUUAAAAAACAAAACUUAAAUUAAAUUAUUUAAAAACCAAAAAUACAGCAAAUAAUAGCAGCAAGUAAGCAGCAAACAAUAUGAGUAAGGUAAGUAAAUGCCACCUAAGACGAUUAAUUAGUAAAGAAAGGGCAAAAAACCGGCAGAGGUUGAGGUUAGGUACAACUGAGGCAUGUGCGGCUGCGCAAGUUGCUAGAUUUGCCGAAAUUGAAGAAAUGCCUCCGGAUGAGCCAAGUUGCUCAACGGAUUUACCUUUCCAAGAAAAACUUAAAAUAUGGGCAAUUCGCAAUCAAAUAUCUCGUAAAUCCUUUUCCGAACUCUUGACGCUCCUUGCAAAAGAAGGUAUGAAUGUACCCAAAAGUGCCGAAUCUCUUUUAAGACAUAAAUCUCAAGCUAUAGUAAAAAAUAUGAGCCCGGGACUCUACUGCAAUAUCGGCAUUAAAACGCAACUAGAAAAAAUUGCUGACCAAUUAAUUAAUCACAGCACAAUAGUAGUAGAUGUUAAUAUUGAUGGGUUGCCAUUAUAUCGUAGCUCAAGGAUGCAGUUGUGGCCAAUUUUAUUAUGUAUUGUUAAUGUGCCAAACACAUCGGUUUUCGCUGCUGGUAUUUAUGUAGGACAAUCCAAGCCAGAUUCUAUAACACAAUUUUUAAGCGAAUUUACCGAAGUUGCAGAACUUCUGGUUUCGAAUGCAAUGGUCGCUGCAUUACGUUUCAGGUUAGGGCUUUUAUUUGUGAUGCGCUGGCGAAAUCAUUUCUCUGCGGAAUACCUGGGCACACUUCUCGACAUGGUUGUUCCAAAUGUAAUCAAGUGGGCAAAAAAAUUGAAGGCGUACUAACCUAUAGUACCAAUGCGGGAACGCUUAUAUCCAACACUGAUUUUUUGGAACGCAAAUACCCUCAUAGACAUAUCUCUGCUUUUAAGACCAAUUUAUCUCCUCUGGAAAAGAUUAAUAUUAAUAUGAUAACUCAGGUUCCUCUUGAUGUCAUGCAUUUAAUUGAUUUAGGUGUCAUGCGUAAGUUUCUUUUACGAGUAAUCAACAAUAAAUCGAAAAUCACUAAAGAGUUUGUACGAAAACCAAGAAGUUUGGAUGAAAUAUCAAAUUGGAAAGCUACCGAAUUCCGCAUGUUCCUAUUCUAUUUUGGAAUAUAUGUCUUAAAAGAUGAACUUCCCAAUGAUAUUUAUUAUGAAUUCCUGCUUCUGCAUUGUGUUUGUCGGUUAUUGUUCUGCCCUAAAAAUUAUAUUACUAACAUUGAGGUAGGCAGAGAUAUACUAAUAUUGUUUGUAAACAAUUUUGCAGCUGUUUUUGGAGACAAUAGAGUUUCGUACAACGUACAUGGCUUCCUUCAUAUUUCAGAAGAUAUAAGAGAACUGGGCAUACCUUCAACCUAUUCAACCUACUCAUUUGAAAACUAUUUACAAAUUUUAAAAUCAUACGUUAAAAAACCAACUCAAAUUUUGCAACAAAUUACAAAUAUGUUAAAACACGAAAAAAUUGUGACACCUCCAAAAUUUACUGGAUAUCAAAUUAAAAAUUAUUGUAUAAAAAAUUUUCAUUUUGACGAUUUUUCUCUAUCCAGUAAAUUUCCCAAUAAUUACUGUUCUGUUAAACCAUUUCAGUAUAUAGAAAUACAAAACUUUAAAGACGUAAAUAGUAAAAUCAUAAAAGGCAAGAAAUUGUUAAAUUUACAGAGCUUUUUCAUAGAACCAAUUGAUUCUUCCACGUUAGGGAUAUGUACUGCAGACCUCAAUCCGUCGUGCAAUGAAGAGGAAUUUUUACUAGAUGAUGUGGAGUACAAAUUAAUGUGCAUCACAUUAGCGGAGAAAAUUCUGCUUAUUCCGAUUUUACAUACCUGUAUGUAAUUAAACUGACUCUUUCUUUUUACUAUAAGAAUUUUUAUAUUUAUCUAUGAAAACCAAAAUUAACUUUUUUUUCUUUUUGAGCUACUUUUCAAAAAAUAUGGAGCGCGAAAUACCAGCACGGCGUCAAUCCCAGUUAAAAAGGCAAAUUAUGCGACUGACGAAAACAACCUCGAGCAAUG
Molecule: messenger RNA, 2411 nt
Organism: Rhagoletis zephyria (snowberry fruit fly)
Lineage: Eukaryota; Metazoa; Arthropoda; Insecta; Diptera; Tephritidae
Source: RefSeq, a predicted model, not a curated record